Symbiodinium sp. CCMP2456 is the source of this 3207-nucleotide messenger RNA. Lineage: Eukaryota; Dinophyceae; Suessiales; Symbiodiniaceae. The record is from the annotation of a GenBank genome assembly.
AUGGGUUACGCCAUCGAACUGUCGACGCGUUUCUCUUCGCCGUCGGACCCCUCGAUCGGGCUGCUGACCUUCACCAAUGACUCCGAAGGAAACGACGGCUACGCCAACGGGCGCUACUACACCGAGUCCGGCGCGUCGAAUUCGGCGCGUGAUGUCGGGUUGUCUUUCCUCGUCAGCACGCAGCCGACUUUCCUCCCUGGCGAUACCAACGGCGACAACAUCGUCGAUAUCGAGACCGACCUUCAAGCAAUCGCAGCGAACUUCCGCCAGACGGUCGUCGAUAUCGCCAGCGGUGACCUUAACGGCGACACCAUGGUGGAUUUCGACGACUUCCAGAUUUGGAAGGACAACUAUACCGGGCCGGUCCCGGCGGGCGCGCUGGCGUUCCUAACGGUCCCUGAACCGACCGCCGCGGCGGUUGCCGCGUUUGGCGUCAUCGGUUGCGCGGCCCGCCGGCUUGACACCACUCCCAAACGCCAGUCCGGCGUCUCACAGCCGAUGAUCGAGCGACCUAUGACCAGCGUCGAGAGGCGAUUGAAAAUGACUCAACGUGCUAAAGCUCCUGCCCUGCUCGCCGCCUGCAUUGCAGCGGCCCUCGGGGUGACUCACCAAGCCGCGGCGCAGACGAACUAUCAGUUCCGCGGCGACGGCAUCCAGAACUUGCCGACGACGGCAGAGCCCGCGCCCAACGGCGAUUGGAACCUCGACACCAACGGCGCUGGAACCGACGGCGAGUCGUACUGGUGGAGUUCGGGCCUGCAACUUAACUUCAUCCCAGACCACGCGAUCGGUGAUGGCGAAAACGCUUACAUCGAGAACGGCGGCUUGGCUUAUGUGACGAGUGAUGGUGGGAUCUAUCCGGGCCGGAUCGUGAUUGGCGAGGCCAGUGGGACGUCCGGCGCCGUCGAGGUGCGCAGCGGCGGGGUGAUGCGCGCCUUGGUCGGCGGGGCCGUCAACGGCAACAUCACGGUGGGUAGCGCCAGCGGAACCGGCACGCUCACCGUGCUGCCGGGCGGGACCAUGUCGGCCGAAUCGAGCCUCGUCUCCGGCAACAACGCGGCGAACUCGAUCGUCGUCGGCGGCGCCGGCGCCGGGACCGCGUCGCUUACGGCCGGCAGCGCCCAGCUGAACGCCGUAACGCACGUCUACUCGAACGCCGAUUUCGCCGUCGGUGGCGCCCUGGCCUUCGGCUCGCAGGGCAAUUCGAACUACAUCGUUCAAGCGACCGGCAACAACGCCAGCGGCAAGAUCACCGCCGGCGGCACGGCGAACCUCAAUGGCUCACUGACGUUGGACAUCGGUUACACGCCCGCCCUGGGCGACUCCUGGACGGUGUUGCAAGCCGACUCGUUCAACGGCAGCUUCUCCAGCAUCAACUCGAAUCUGUCGCUGGCGUACAACCAGAACCUCGUUGCGACCAAGGUCGCCUCGGGCGGCCAGAUGGAUUACAAGAUCGGCCUGGAAGAGGUUCUCGUGCUCGAAGUCAAUCGAGACACGGGCGUCGCUACGCUCACCCACCCGGGCUCGUCUACCGUUCAACUCGACGGUUAUUUCAUUGGCUCGGAGGGCGGUCUCUUGAACGCCUCACCGAGCGCCUGGACCAGCCUGAGCGAAGGGGGCCAACUCGGCGCCGACUGGAUCGAGACCGAUCAACGGGCUGACAACAUCGGCGAAUUGAAGAUCGGCGCCGACGCCACCUUUGGCGCGGACGUCUCGCUGGGCGCGAUCUACAACCCGCUGGCCGGCGAGUUCGGCGCCAAUGUCGAUGACCUCCAGUUCACCUUCCGUCGCUCCUCGGACGGCGCCCAGAUCCCCGGCGUCGUUCAAUACACCGGCUCGAAGGCUAAUACCUUGGUGCUGCAGGUCGAUCCGUCUGGCUCGGGCGACACGUUGCUCCGCAACACGUCGGCGACGACGGUCGAGAUCGACGGCUACGAGAUCCUCUCGGCCGCGGGAUCGCUCGACACGGCGGGCUGGACCGGCAUCGACGGGGCGGGGACCGACUGGGUCGAAGCCAUCAACAACAGCGCGAAUCAACUCGUCGAGUUCAACACCACCGGGUUCACGACGUUGGCGCCCGGCGCCACGCUCAACCUCGGCGAUCUCUUCGAUGGCAGCGCUCAAGACCUCGACUUCAACUUCCUGCUGAUGGGCGAAGAGGAAGCGACCGCGGGCGUGGUGGUUUACGAAGCCUAUGUCCCGCCGGCGGGAGACUUUAACAACGACGGCAUCGUCAACGCCGCGGACUACACGGUCUAUCGGGACAACUUGGGCGCCGCCGGCCUGCCGAACGACAACGGUCUGGGGACCGUUGGAGAGGCUCACUACGAGCUGUGGCGGGACAAUUACGGCGCCACCUCUGGCGCGGCCUCGUCGGUCGCUAGUGCGGUGCCCGAGCCGUCAUCAGUUGCGAUGGUCGUCGUGCCGCUCGCAACGGUUGGCGCAAGCGUGGAAUACUACGGAGAAGGCAAGAUGCAAGUGGAAGGCAGAUCGCAACGCCGCAACGCGUUUACCCUGGUCGAACUGUUGGUGGUGAUCGCGAUCAUCGGCAUCCUCGUGGCGCUCCUGCUGCCGGCCGUGCAGGCGGCCCGUGAGGCGGCGCGGCGGUCGCAGUGUCUGAACAACUGCCGGCAGAUCGGGCUGGCGAUCCACAUGUACCACGACUCGACGAAGGAAUUGCCGCCCAGCCGGAUGUGGGACGGCGGGUUCACUUGGGCCGGCGUCGUGCUGCCGUACAUGGAGGAAGCGGCGAUCAGCAACGCCGCGGACUUCACUCGCAACUUUAGGGAUCAGCCGGACUUGGUUAAGGAAACGGUCGUUCCAACGUUCCUUUGUCCUUCCCGUAUCCACGAACAGCCGCUGAACUACUUAAAGUCGGAAGUGAUUCCGUAUAUCCAAACUCCCACCGGCGGCGCCGUCAACGGCGCGGGGAGCACGCGAGGCAUUCAAGGCGACUACGCCUGUGUGUCGAGCACCUUCCGCUCUGGCAACGGUGGUUUUGAUCACGUCUUCGAUGGCGCAAUCAUUCUGCCGAAGUCGUUGCCAGGGAACCGGUUCAAGUCGCGGACUAAACUGUCAAAGAUCAUUGAUGGCACGUCGAAGACGCUGAUGGUCGGCGAAAACUCUUAUUGGCUCGCAGCGCGAGUUUCGAUCUACGACGGUCUCGACAACCCGGGCGCGAUACUUGGACUGGGAGCUCUGAGCCGA